Cucumis melo (muskmelon) is the source of this 916-nucleotide messenger RNA. RefSeq lists its product as uncharacterized. The coding region runs from base 136 to 723 and encodes 195 amino acids. Lineage: Eukaryota; Viridiplantae; Streptophyta; Magnoliopsida; Cucurbitales; Cucurbitaceae. The record is from RefSeq and is a predicted model, not a curated record. The transcript has a single exon.
UAUAUAAGAAAAAUGUUAGAAACUUGAAGUGGGUUUUUGUGUGAGCUAAAAGCCAAAUCCCAAUUCCCAAAUUUCUCUAAAAAAGAGAAUGUGAAGAAUCAAAACAGAAAAGAAAAAAGAAACUGAAUACAUACAAUGUUUCAAUCUUCUCGCCGGACUCAUUCAUUCUCUUCUUCUUCUUCUAAUUCCCUCUCUUCUUCUUCCUCUUCCUCUUCCUCUCGCGGCUCUUACUAUUUCCCCGGUGAAUCUCCUUUCUCCGCCUCCGCCACUCCAAUCCGAUCAUUCUCCGGCAACAUUCCCUUCUCUUGGGAGCAUUUACCAGGAAUCCCCAAAAAACAGUCUCCGGCCAGGCUCCGACGAGGUUCCGCCUCUCCUCUCUCUUCUCUCCUCCCUUUACCUCCCAAUUCCACCACCCUAUCCUCUUCCAAACGCUUCGGAUUUCAAGACUGGAGGAAAUCGAACCGCCAAAAUCCACAGCGAGAUCCUUUCUUCGACGCCUUCCUCGAAUGCUCUAAAGAACCUACCAACGCUGCCGUUGACGCCGAGCUCUGGAGUGGCGCUAGCAAUGGUAAGGCGAUUACAAGAAGUUUGAGCGAUCGAUUCGGAUUCUUGAAUCUGUAUUCUUCUUGUAAACGUACAUGCGGCGUUUCGGAAUCCAUCGUUUACCUUCCUAGAACGCCGACGAGUUCGUUCGAUCUGCUUAACCAGCGCAGCGGCGGUUGAAGAAGAAAAAAACAAGAGAUAAGUUGGUGAUUCGAUUAAAUGUUUGUUUAGUUUAAUUAAUCUCUUUGUUUGUGGAUUAUGAAUAUGGAAUGGGUUAAUCCUAAUUUGGCUUUGUUAAUCUGUGAUUACUCCCCUGGAUUUGUUACGUUUGUGAAAUUUACCUCAAAAUUUGAAUCGAAAAUUGCAAAAUCAA